Botrytis porri is the source of this 252-nucleotide messenger RNA. RefSeq lists its product as uncharacterized. The transcript has a single exon. The coding region runs from base 1 to 252 and encodes 83 amino acids. NCBI's taxonomy places the organism in Eukaryota, Fungi, Ascomycota, Leotiomycetes, Helotiales, Sclerotiniaceae. The record is from RefSeq and is a predicted model, not a curated record.
AUGGUUACGGGACGGAGGACAGGAAAUCCGGAAGAAAGCAUGGGUUUGCCGAAGGCAGGGGCGAGAUGGAUGGCGCGUCGGGCGAGGAUCAUCAUAUUGCUUGGAUUAGAAAAGAUAUCGAGAUUGACGGCGGGAAAGGAAUUGGGGGAGGUUAAGGGAUCAAGAGGAGAUGUUUAUGUGGGAGUAGGUUCGAUAUUUGGGGAUGAUGAAUCUUUGAUGUGUGGUCUGGUGGCAUCUUCAUUGAGAGAUUGA